AUGUAUAUUUUGACAGCAACCAACUACUUUACUAAGUUGGUAGAGGCCAUUCCCAACAAAAAGGUUAACUCAGAGAUUGUGUGUAGCUUUCUCAAGGAUUACAUUCGAGUUCGUUUUGGGGUACCCCAGAAAAUUGUGAUAGAUAAUGCAUCAUAUUUCUCCUCUGAAGAGUUGACUUUGUUUUUCUAUGAUCAUCAAAUUUCCCUCUCACAUUCUUUUGAUUAUUUCCCACAGGGCAAUGGUUUGGCUGAAUCUAGCAAUAAGAAUUUGAUAGCCAUCAUGAACAAGUUAGUUGAUGAGAGUGCUCGGAAUUGGCAUAAGAAGAUAUAUGAGGCUUUAUGGGUAGAUAGAACCACACCCAAGAGGGCCAUUGGAAUGGCACCUUUUGACCUUGUGUAUGGCGUAGGAGUGAAACUUUCUUUGCCGCUGGAGUUAUCAGCAACCAAGCUGCAAAUAGUAGUGGAAGAUUCCUUCUUUCAAAAUGCUUUGGAUAAAAGAAUCAUGUACCUGAAAAAGUUAGAAGAAGAGAGAGAAUUUCUGGUGGAUAGGAUUUCAGAAUAUUAG
Molecule: messenger RNA, 564 nt
Organism: Cryptomeria japonica (Japanese cedar)
Lineage: Eukaryota; Viridiplantae; Streptophyta; Pinopsida; Cupressales; Cupressaceae
Exons: 1
Coding region: 1-564 (187 amino acids)
Biological process (GO): DNA integration
Molecular function (GO): nucleic acid binding
Source: RefSeq, a predicted model, not a curated record